AUGACAAUAUAUAAGCAAAAGAUUGGAUCAGCAAUUGUUGAUCCAGAAGAUUAUCGACAAAUUGUCGUGACUUUCGCUCGUGGAGAUCAAGCUAUCUUCCAUAAUAUCUGGCUCCGGGACAAUUGUCACUGUGACCAAUGUUAUUAUACUAUUACUAAACAGAGAUUACUCAAUUCCGCUAGUAUUAAUGAAGAUAUUGAAGCCAUCAGCUUUGAUAUUGAGAAUGAUGGUGAUUCUCUUGCCAUUGUUUGGGAUCAGGACAAUCAUUCCAGUGUGUAUGAUUCUCAUUGGCUUUUUUUGCAUGCAUAUCAACCAAAGCUUGUUCCUGCUAAACUUAAAUUAGUAGGAGAGGAAACAAAAUUAGCUCAAGUUCAUUGGAAAGUUGCCGAUAUAAAGGACAACUUACCUCGAGUAGACUUUAAUGAAAUUAUCAAAUCUAGUGAUGACACUGAUGGUGAAGAAGCUAUCAGAGAUUGGAGUCUCAAGAUUUGGAAACAUGGAUUUACUUUGAUUGAUAAUGUUCCUGAAACUCCUGAAGAUACUGAGAAGUUAUGUGAGAAGUUGUCUUAUAUUAGACCUACUCAUUAUGGAGGAUUUUGGGAUUUCACCAGUGAUUUACUGAAGAAUGAUACGGCCUAUACUAACAUUGAUAUUUCUUCUCAUACUGAUGGAACUUACUGGUCAGACACUCCUGGUUUACAAUUAUUUCACCUUUUGUAUCAUGAUGGUGAAGGUGGUACUACUUCCUUAGUCGAUGCAUUCCAAUGUGCUGAGAUUCUCAAGAAGACUGAUCCUGCCAGUUAUGAACUUUUCACCAGAAUUAAAAUCCCUGCUCAUCUGGCUGGUGAAGAAAAGGUAUGUAUUCAACCAGAUAUUCCUCAACCUAUUUUCAAGCUUGAUGACGAAGGUAACCUUUUACAAGUGAGAUGGAAUCAAAGUGACAGAUCUACAAUGGAUCAAUGGGCCGAUCCUGCAGAUGUACCUAAAUUCUAUAGAGCUAUUCGUCAAUGGGUAUCGAUCAUUACUGAUCCCGCCAAUGAACUCUUUUAUCAAUUAAGACCUGGUCAAUGUCUUAUAUUUGAUAAUUGGCGUUGUUUCCAUUCCAGAACUGAAUUUACUGGUAAAAGACGUAUGUGUGGAGCUUAUAUCAAUCGUGACGAUUUUGUAUCUACUCUUAAGAUCUUGAAUCUUGGUCGUAAGGCUGUUUUGGAUUCAAUCUGA
Molecule: messenger RNA, 1221 nt
Organism: Scheffersomyces amazonensis
Lineage: Eukaryota; Fungi; Ascomycota; Pichiomycetes; Serinales; Debaryomycetaceae
Exons: 1
Coding region: 1-1221 (406 amino acids)
Biological process (GO): carnitine biosynthetic process
Cellular component (GO): mitochondrion
Molecular function (GO): trimethyllysine dioxygenase activity; iron ion binding
Source: RefSeq, a predicted model, not a curated record